UUCCUGCACGGUAAAGUCUCGGAUUGUCUUUGUGUGUAAACAGAAGCGCCCCCUGCAGACGGACUUGCCCCACUGCUGCUGCUCCUCCUCCUAUACUCUGCUGUCUGACACCGCGGCUCCUCAUUCACUAGAAGAUGGCGGACUGCGCUUCACUGUUAGAUGAGGAACUCUCGUCCUUUGUCUUCAGUUACCUGACAGAAAACUCGGGCAGUCAGUAUGGGGAGGAGGAGGUGUGUUCGGACCGUUUGGACACCGACUUCCCGGACAUUGACCUCUCCCAACUGGACGCCAGUGACUUUGACAGUGUCAACUGUCUCAGCGAACUUCAGUGGUGCAGUGACCAGCCAGCAGAUGCCUCACCAGCCUCCAUCCACUACAGCACGGCAGAUGAGCUCUUUGAGAUAGAAGAGGAGAACGCGGCUCUGCUCGCCGCUCUGACCGACAGUUUGGAUGGCAUUGUGGAUGCUGAGGUGGGCGGGCUCUCUGUAUUCCCUGUCCUCGGGGAGGAGCAUGACCGGGAAGAAGUAGAAGAAGAAGAAGACAAUCUUCUUCUCAGCGCCGAGGACCUAAGUCAGUCCCGGGGGGCUGAGACAGAGGACCCAUCUCUUCUGAAGAAGCUGCUGCUGACUCCUCCCAAUGUGCCCACAAGCAUCGAUGCACAUAAAGACAGAGUCCAUGGUCAGCGCUAUAGCAACAGAAGCUUGCACCUUCGGCCAGUCAGACCUCUAGUCAAGAGUGACUUCCAUCAGAAACCUCGAGCUGUGCGUCCACAAGGCCGUCUGUGCACGGAGCUCCACCGCCACCUCACCACUGCUCAGGACUCUGAGGACACCCUGGUCCCAGACACAGAGGAGGAUGAAGAGGAAGAAGAGGAUGAGGACAGUGAGUCAGAGGAGGAUGAAGAAGAGGAAGAGGAGGAGUCUUCCAGCAGUGAGGUCGAGGGCGUGGCCGUCAUAGCAGCUGUCCCCCCUGAGCCAGCUAAGCCUCAGUUCAGCUCAGAGAAAGAACUGAAUUCAGUGGUGGAGCUGAUCACAUACAUGCACACUUACUGCUUGCCCUCACGCAAGCAGCAGGGCUGGGAGCGUAAGGACCGGGACCUCCAUAGGUCUCGGGCCAGACCUGAAGCCCCCCGUCUGGCCACCAUAAACUCUCACAGCAGAGUUGUCCUGGUGGCUCCUCCUGGAACCAGUGUGGGCUUGACUGGGACAGGCAGCAGUGUCCCAAGGAGGCUUCCCUUUGCGAUGCGAAGGGAGAUAAAGGCCAACUCCCUGCUCCGUGAGCUCCUGCAGCAGAGUAGCUCGUUUGAUGUGAGCAAGCCUUACAGACUGCACAGCCCUCCCUACUCCCACAGCCCUAACGGAGGAGGAGUGUCUGCUCCUUUUGUCCCAGCUAAAUCAGCCGCAGCCCACUCCCCAAACUCCACCACCCCUAAAGUGGAGCUUCAUAAGGACUUUUCCUUCCCUGAGAGGGCAAACUCCUCAUCUGAGGUGCCUCAAAGCCAGCAGGAGACAGCAGUGGAGGGUGGCUCCUUCUCAGUUCGGCGCUCCCGACGUCUGGCCUCCUUCCCCAGCCGCUUCGCCAAGAGGCUGUGGUCUGGACGGACAAAGGAAGGAGAGGAGAAGGGCAGAGAGGAGAAGCAGGAGGGACAAACGGGGGUAAAACUCCUGCCAACUCAAGCAGGAGGGGGAACAACGACAGAGUUGCAGCCAGAGCAUCUAAUGUCGGGUCAUGACGGCAGCGCAGAGCCGGCCAAACCCUGCUGCCACAAAGAAAAGCGAGCUUGCCUCUGUCUGCCCCUCAACUCCAAGUCCACAGGCAGAGAAUCCCAGUACAGCAGCAAGCCUUUUGAGCAGACAUUGACUGUGGAUCUGUGUGGAACGGCAGGUCUGACCCCUCCCACCACCCCCCCUCACAAACCAGUGGAGGACGAACUCUUCAAACCGGCAGAGGGACGAAAAGGUAGUGGUGGUGACGGUGGAGGAGGUGGCAGUGAGUCUGUACCCCCAACUUCAAACACCGCAAAGAGCUCAGCCUGGCUGAGUCGCUCACAGCACCAGCGUAAGCUUCCAGAGCAGACUGAGCUGUAUGCCCAGCUACGGCGCAUGGGCCAGGCCGGAGACGAUGACACCCACUUUAACUUUGGUGACCACGACUACUGUGCACUGAGCCUCGGGGAGAGACGCAAGCGUAGCACUGCCAUGUUUGGUGCCAUGCUACAGGCACAGGGGGGAAGUGAUGGAGUUAGCAGCCUAACAUCUAAAACAACUGACAAUCAGAAAUCGGAUGGGAAGGGCAAGGAGAACGGGGAACAGCCACCGGUGUCUGAAGUCAAAGAGCUGCUUGAGAAGCAGACAAUGACCGUUGUGAUAUCAUCAUCGCCGCCAUUAGAAUGCCAGCUGGCAGCUGCUACAACGCCAAACUCAGAAGAAGAGGCGGACUGCUCGCCUGUGUCUCGCUCACCCUCACCCAUCCUCCACCUGUGUCCUGACUCCCCCGCCAGCAAAACAGACUCCAGUGAGAACUCGGAGGUCUGUCAUGACGACAAGCAGAGGAACAAAGCCAAGUCUGAUGAGGACAACUGCCAGGUGUUUUAUAUCCACAACCUGCCAACCAGCGUGACCCAGAACAUGCUGAGGAAACGUUUCCAGGUUUUUGGCAAGACAGAGGACUGCAAAGUCAUCAUCUGCAAUGAGGAGCGCUGUGGGGUGAUAAAGAUCCGCCAGCCGGGUGGUCAGAGGCACUGGAAAGAAAGAGAGACUGUUUUCCUGAAUGGAACGGCUGGCAUAAGGAGGCUAACAAGGAAACGCUACAUAGAUCUUGAUGAGGCAGGUCCAGGACCCGUCAAGAGCAAGUAUGAUGCACUGGACUUUGACACUCUGCUGAAAGAGGCCCAGAAGUCCAUGCACCGCUGAUAGCACAGCACCCUUGACUGGCCAGCCUUAGUAAACUGCAGCAACACCCCUCCAAUGACGCGGCUCUGCACCUCAGACAGGCCUCUCAGUACCUCCACGCAAGGCAACCUCCCGAAAUGUUUACAUUUUUACCAUUGGAAUAAAGUAAUGAUAAGGACCUUGUUUUUUUUUUCUAAGUUUCACCGGAGGAUACUGCUUAAAAACGAGGAAGCCACUGGGAUUCCAGAGGAGCUAACAGGCAAUGGAGGAACAGCAAUGGUCCAACAAUAACAAAGCUGUCUGUGUUGGAGACAUUAUCGCCUCGCCUUCAAAGAGCGGGCAUGAGAGACCUCUGUAGCAAAUCCUUGCUAUUUUUGUGUUGCGUUGAUCGUUGUGGCGUGUGUUUCUGCGUGUGCGUGUUCUUUGUCCUGUUUUUUUUUUCUUUAAACAACAAGCCUCCCUCUUUCUUCCAGUCGCGGUUGGUGAACCUGCAAGCUAUGUUUGCCAUUGAAGAAAUAUAACUAUAUAAACAAACAAAAAAAAUCCUGCUUUCUUUUAGUGAAAAAAUGUGGAUGUUAUAAAUUUUAAAAUCUAUUGUGUGUGCAUUAUGGACAAAGAAUAUAUAAAAAACAUUUAAUCAUUUAAUGACUGAUAAAGUUUACAAAUCUAAAAUGAAGAAAAAAAAAUCAUGUUUUUUUUCUGAGGGGGGGGGGGUUUGUAAUUGUAGUGCUUCCUUGAUUUGAUCUAUGCACUGUAAGGAGGUAAAUGUCUCUGCUGCCCUCCACUUUCCCACUUUUGACUCUAACUCUGCCAUGCUGACUAUUUUGGCUUCUGCUACUGGCUGCGGCAGGCUCUGUUUGGGAAGCGUUUCAUUCAUGAAGAUUUUGACUGGGCCUGGGGAAAAUUUCACCUCAGAAUUGUUCCUAACCCAUGCAAACUAAAAUUGACCUCAAAAUAAACUUAAAUAAGAUUCAGAAUGAGUUCCACUUUGUCAAAAUUCGCAAGGAAGUUUAAAGUCUGACAGAAUUUCAGAAGCUAUUUACAGGCUACAUUAAACCAUCCUAGAGACUCUUCCUAGAGAAUCUAGUUCUAUGAUGCCAAAUUGUAUAGGACCAUUGAUGUCAGACACUUCAUAAAGUUAUCUGGCGUUCACAUGGUUUCAGUAUUUAAAUUGCUUCUAAAUUACAAAAAAAACAAUGUUAAAUUUCUUCACAUAAAUCAAAACUAUCCACUGAACAAAGGGAUUGUUUACAAAUAAAAAUGUGCAAGCUUCAUCGGUUGAUUCCAGAAAAUUUUUUCCGUGUCUAGAUGGGUCUUGAUGUAUGUUUGAUAGGGUCCCACUGAACAUGUGUCCUAUAAAGGCUGCAGCCUAAUGACACCGCCCGAAUGCCACAGCUAAUGCAACAGUUACUGUUUACAUUUGGACUGCAGCAAGCAAGACUAAAAUGGGGAAAUAAAGUUGGUAGCCAUUGGCGCUUUCAGUAAUGAACUCAGUAUAACUUUGUGACAUCCACUCUUUGUCCAGAUCGUCCAAGUUCAGUCUUUUCUUUCUUUUUCUUUUACAUAAAGUCCAUCAGUCAUUACACGUUGUAAAUGGAAUAUUUAAUUAUUUGUAUUGGCUGGGAAUCCUUUAUUCCUGCUGACAUAAGCACUUGACAUUGGGUUUCAAAUCCACUUUUGGAAUAGUUGAAUCUGCCAGUUCAAAUGGAAUGUAUUCAAGAAUCUGAAUGUAUUGUAUGCAUCGUGUUUUCCCCAUUUUUGCUUGCCCAAAGAUUGUGGAGCUUUUUGGUGCUUUAAAAAGGUAGAUUUGAUUACUCAUCCAGUCGACUGCAUCUGACUGGCUGAAGGUGCAGUCCGAGUAGCGCUUAAUUUACAUUCCUGACACAGCCAGUAGCAGCCACUGUGAAGGGGGAGAAAGCCUCCAAGCCUGCCAGUCGGGUGGGACCAUGCCACCACCUACAACACAGUCAGGGAAUGAGCAAGGAAUUGGCUUGAAAGUAAUGAAAAGUUUCAUUCGAGAAUCUGAUUCUCGUCUGGGAGGUACUGUAUCAGCUGAGCAUCUCUACCUCACAGCCAUCCCUUUGUUUUUGUCAGAACUGUUCUCGGUAUGAGGUUUCCCCAGCUGAAGGAUGGUCAUGGGUAGUUUAGAGGUUUGUGUUUCACUUUUUAGUACUACAGCUCUCUCUACCACAGAGCCCCUUUGAGGGUGAUAAUUUCUCUCUUUCUCUAACUCCUUCGCUUUUUACCGUGUCUGUUUCUUGGAGUCUCGACUUUGUGUCCUUGUGUAACUGAGUGUUUUGUCUUUGUCUUGUGUUUGAGUCGGACACUUCUGUUGCUUGCAGGUCAGUUAGGAGGGGACGGGAGGAGUUGAACGGUGGCUUGGUGGUUGGUUGGUCCUUGAGUCUGUUUGGAGGGGAAGAUUCCCAAUCUUCUCCCUUGCCCUCAUUUUCUUGUUUUCUUCAGGGACAUGCCAUUCCUACUGAUUUACUCAUUCCUCCUCUCUUUUCCCAGGAAUUUCAAUGAGAAACGCAGUCUGACUUAUCGCUUUCUGUCACUCAGUGGGCUCAAGGCCUUGUUUCCAGGUCUUCCCCAAACCCUGGUACACUCAUCACCUUUUAACAAAGAGUUCCUCUUUACCCCAUCCUCUUCCUUGUAAAUCUAAUCAACUCCUAGGUAACACACAAAAUACUGAAUGUUUACAUCACUCGAUUCUCCUUUGACUUUAUUAGGAACGCACACUAAGUACAAAGGCUUAUUCAGUAAAACAUAGCAGCAAGUGAAGUGGUCUCUGUCCAGGCUCACUGAUGUCCAAAACUAACAACAACAGUUUAGGCCAUACAAACUGAUUGAAACAAGGUGUCCAAAAGGAGAAAAAAACAACAACCAAUCUCAAAAGAGCUGAAUGAGUUUUUGUGCUUAGUAUGUAUACUACUAAAAAAGUGAGAGAAUGCGCUGGUUUACAUGUUAAAAAAGAAAAUAAUAUAUGAAUAUAAAAUGUGUAUAUAGCACUAUGCCUCGUAAACAUAAAAUGUAAUGUGUGUUUUUUUUAAUUUUUGUUUGUUUUUAAAGGUGGCGGGUCACAGUCCAUCGCUAAUCAGACAGGAGAUGGUCAGGUCGCUUCUGUUCCAACCAGUUCAUGUUUGUUCAGUACAGGGAGAAAAUUAAGGGAUUAAGUUUCACAUAAAGUCCAACACUGUUGUAAAAGAAAGACAAAAAUGAUCCCUUUAGACUAUCACACUAGAAGGUUUGAUUCCUGUGCUGUUUAUGAAAUUACUAAAUAUUUUUAAUGUUUCAUUUGUGUUUUCUUGAAAAGCAAUUUGAAAUGCAAUACUUAAUAAUAAUAAUCUUAUCUUUACAACAGCCUUUCCAAAAAAAUUGAGGUAACAAUGUACAGUGUAAGGUUGGUUGUUGAACUACAACACUUUGAGCUGCAGAUUCAGUAGGCUGCUGUAUUGUAUGUAGACUGCUGUUUAACACACACACACACACACACACACACACAAAAGAAAAACAAACUGCAGGAAGAAUGUGGUCAGCUGUGUCCUAAACACAUACAAAACAAGUUGUAUUAAUAUACUCUUGCACAAAUAAGGUCCCAAGUAGUGAAAUAUCACUACAAUAUUUUCUUCUUAUUGAAAGGAAGCUGUUGUAACUAUUUUACUACAACAUUUUGAUGGUGCACAGGUUUGUUCGAAUCUCAGUUGCACUGAACACUGACUUGUAUUACAGCUCAUAACUAUACACAUAUAUGUCUCUGGUAAAGGAAUGUGGGAGGGAGGAAACGA
Molecule: messenger RNA, 6676 nt
Organism: Scatophagus argus
Lineage: Eukaryota; Metazoa; Chordata; Actinopteri; Scatophagidae
Gene: ppargc1b
Product: peroxisome proliferator-activated receptor gamma, coactivator 1 beta
Exons: 12
Coding region: 135-2912 (925 amino acids)
Biological process (GO): positive regulation of transcription by RNA polymerase II
Cellular component (GO): nucleus
Molecular function (GO): nucleic acid binding; transcription factor binding
Source: RefSeq, a predicted model, not a curated record